CGCACUAAAAAUAAUACACACUCACGCACGCACGCACGCACGCACGCACACACAUUGUGAAGCAUCGAAUGUCUUGCAAGUCGACAACAUUGAAGUGAUAGUAUUACACCUCAUCCAUCAACACUCAGCACCAUAACAUCGACUGUGCUUUGAGUAGCCAACAACGGCAAUGCCACCGCCGCAUUUGUCUGUUCCAUCAUCUUCCACAUCUUCAUUUGCAUCCACGUACGUUCAGAGAUAUGUUCGAACAGCAUUAUCUUCGGCAGGUUUUGCAAGGAGUAGCGGUCAGGCGGUAGAAUUGCUGAGCGAAUUGAUGGAAAGAUAUUUGCUCGUUUUGGGGAGCUCAUGUCAAAAGAAUGCCGAACAUGCAGGAAGGACAAAAGCAUGUGCUUGGGAUGCAGAAGCAGCUUUGAAUGAGCUUGGCAUUUCAAGUGAAGAGAUUUAUGAUUGGACAUUGAGCGAAGAUGGUCAGCAAGUGGCAGGACAUAGAAGACCUAUGGAUGAUUUUGCUGGAGAUAUUAAGGAUGAAAGCGAGCAACAAUUAGCCGUCCAAAGGAUUCAGGAUACGGAACGACAAGCUGAACCUUGGCUGGAUGGUGUAAAGCAGUUGGAUCGAAAGCUUCGAAACGCAAAGCCAGAAAGAGAAGAUGCAGCAAAACAAUCUCUGACCUACGAAGAAGUAGAUCAAGAUCAGAUUGAUCUCCUUGACCGCCUUCUACAAGCAGACGCAUCCGACGAAGAUAGUCAAGCGGAAGAAUCACUUCAUCCAUCACCAUCUCCCACAACGCCAGAUUCGACAUCAGCCCAAGACGCCGCUGCCAACGGAAGCUUGGCGCUUUACAACGGGCACAAAAGAAAACGAAGUCGCUCUACAUCAUCCUCCCAUAUACCCGACUUUCUUCCUUCGAUACCCCUCAAAUCAGAACAGUACGGCGAAGUACCUCAAGAUGCAAAGAUCUAUGUCAUUGAGGAUGCAGACUAUGAAAGAGGCAAAGCUGCACGAGUUCGAGAGCCAACCAUCACAAAUGGCCACGUAGAGCCUGCAGAUGGCACUCUCCCUAUCAAUACUGCGGAGGAGCUAGCUGAAGCACCAAAGCGAUCUGUGGAGGACCUAUGGCAUAAAGCCAUCCCCUUUCAAUCUUCAAUGCUGGCAUCUGGACAAACUGUGAAUGAUCUACCUGCGGUAUCAGAAGAGGCGCUGAAUGGGCACAACACUCAAUCGUCAAUGUCUAGCAUGCAUGCUUUCGCCAAUGAUUAUCCUGUUUUGGUGCAAGAAGCACGAGAUGCUCAGCCUGGUUAUCUUACACCUAGCGGGCCAGCAUUCUCACGAGCAUUUCAACAAAGACGUGCUCUUGCUUCUUUCUUGGCCGAUGCGUCUAAGUAUCAACCAUGCGAUACUUUGUUUGGUUCCAUCAGUGCACGUCCAACUGUGUUGCCCUUUCAUCCAACAGCCUCUCUUUUGAUCACACCGCCAACAGCAGAGAAUCCUGCGCCAUCAUUCUCAGCCAUACGACCGAAUGGAAGGGAUUUGCCUUCAUCGACGAUUGGAAAUAUAGCACUUUAUCCUACUUGUCGACAUCGCAAUCCUGGCAAUGUUCUCAAUGCAGCUCGAUUCCUUAGCGGUGGUGUAGGCUCAGAGACGUACAGAAGAAUGACUCGGAUUCAUGACCCUGAGCCAAUUCUGGACGAACAACAUGCAGAACGUGUAUUCCAUGGACAAGCAGCACCGAAGGAAUUGUUGGUGGAAGACAAUAGCAUAUUGAAAGGAGCUUUGGACGUGCUCAAGCUCAAACGAGCCGAAGAGAGACAAGCAGCUCGCGAAGCAAAUGGAUCACCAGAUUACGAUCUUGGUGCACAAGGUGCAGGAACGGAUGUUGAUGGAGAUCGAACAGGACAACUCGCAAUGAGUGCAACGCGAGAUCGAAUCAAAGUCAAAAAUGGUACGACUGUAUCUACUUGGGAUUGGAUUCAACGAGAUUAUACAGAUCCUCAACUUUUGGCUAAAAAAUUCAAACAAGGAACGGCAGGUGUUUAUUUGAGUAAUGGCGCUUCUGCAGGUGGACGUGAUCGUCAAAGAUCUGAAUCGGUAGCUGAAACUCCAAGACCUGCCAACUAAAAAGAAAAGUUUUGUUAUUUUGGAAAAUAUCUUUUUGUAUUAUCAUGUACUAUAUCUUAUAAAACAGUGUAAUAUCGAAUGUCAUAAGAAC
Meira miltonrushii is the source of this 2207-nucleotide messenger RNA. RefSeq lists its product as uncharacterized. Gene Ontology annotation, cellular component: transcription factor TFIID complex. Gene Ontology annotation, molecular function: protein heterodimerization activity. Bases 170 to 2116 code for a protein of 648 amino acids. NCBI's taxonomy places the organism in Eukaryota, Fungi, Basidiomycota, Exobasidiomycetes, Exobasidiales, Brachybasidiaceae. The record is from RefSeq and is a predicted model, not a curated record. The transcript has a single exon.